AGAAUCUAGAAAUUUUAGGUAAAUUUUGUUGGCCACCCUGCAACUAUAACCUCACAUUUGGUUUGUUGUGUUUGUAACGCAUUUUGGCGGUGCGUAAAUUUAUUAAAAACCCUCGAAGAUCAAAUAACCAAAACAGACAUGAUUAUCCCAGUACGUUGUUUCACAUGUGGAAAGGUGAUCGGCAACAAAUGGGAGGCCUAUUUGGGUCUCCUCCAGGCCGAAUAUACUGAAGGUGACGCUUUGGACGCCCUCGGUUUGAAAAGAUACUGUUGUAGAAGGAUGUUGCUUGGACACGUUGACCUUAUUGAGAAGCUUCUUAACUAUGCUCCCUUGGAAAAGUAGAUUUAUGGUGUGUUUAGGAAUAUGAUAUGUAUGUGAUAUGUUUAAUAAAUAGUUUAAGUUUUUAA
This is a messenger RNA of Aethina tumida (small hive beetle), 407 nucleotides long. It is a transcript of the gene Polr2L, whose product is annotated as DNA-directed RNA polymerases I, II, and III subunit RPABC5. Gene Ontology annotation, cellular component: RNA polymerase I complex; RNA polymerase III complex; RNA polymerase II, core complex. Gene Ontology annotation, molecular function: DNA binding; DNA-directed RNA polymerase activity; zinc ion binding. Bases 139 to 342 code for a protein of 67 amino acids. The record is from RefSeq and is a predicted model, not a curated record. NCBI's taxonomy places the organism in Eukaryota, Metazoa, Arthropoda, Insecta, Coleoptera, Nitidulidae. Gene Ontology annotation, biological process: transcription by RNA polymerase II; transcription by RNA polymerase I; tRNA transcription by RNA polymerase III. The transcript is spliced from 2 exons.